UUUUAGCGAUUUGUACGCGUUUGUACGCCCUCGUACGCGCGCAUAUGUGGUGAGGGCCUCACAGGAAUAUUCCUUCAUGUGGAAGGGCCCUUAGUGAUAAUGUAAAUCUCGAAUCGAUGAAUCGAUCCCGCAUUGCGUAUUCUCAGCCAGCUGCGCACUUCAGUCAAUACAUUCGUAGCUACUAUAACGAUACUCCUACGAAUGUAUAGACUGAAGUACACCACUAGCCACUUUUUCUCAGCUCGGCUUAGCUGAAGGACGUAUAAUGUUCAUAUAGCUUGUGCCUAUCCCUAUACUGUGAGUGCAGUAUCGUCUGUAACUGUAUCGGACUAUAACGCGUCGUAAUGGCGUUUAUGCAAUUGGAGUUUAGUCGAGUUUGACAUUUUACAUUAAAAUAAGCUGAGAUACUAUCAAUUGUGUUUAAAUUCAUAUUUGAGUUAGAAUCAUUCAUUGUUAUAGAUAAAUUUACUUGUAGAUCCGUCAAGCAAUUCAUAUUAUCUGUACAUCGGUAAAGAAGCGAAGAUGGAUGAGGUUAGAAAACUUGAACAUCUUUCUCUCGUAUCAAAAAUUUGUACGGAGUUGGAAAAUCAUUUAAGUAUAAACAGUAAAGAGUUAGCAGAAUUUGUAAUACAUUUGGCUGAAGAGAGUAAAACGUUUGAUUCGUUUAAAAGAGCUCUGCACAGUAAUGGAGCUGAAUGGCCUGAUUCAUUUAUAUCAACAAUUUUAAGAAUAAUUACACAUAUGAAGCCAAAAGAUAUAGAUAAGCCUGUAAGUUCCAAAAGUGACUCCUUGGCAUCUAGAUUUCCUGGAUUAGCCUUGCCAGAUGAAAGCCCACCAAAAGAUAUCUCGAAUGGUGACAAUAAUGAUUCCAAUAUUGUUGACGACAUGAUGGAUCAGCUAAACAAUAUGGGUAACAAAGACAGUAAGAAUACAGAUAGACAUCACACUUCUGAUAACAAAAACAAAGAGAAUAAAGUUGAUGACCAUAAAAGUAGACACAGCAGUAAGUCUAGUAGUGAUAAAGAAAGAAGAAGACAUAAAGACGAUGAAAGAGAUAGACAUAGAGAUGACAACAGAGACAGACAUAGGGACAGAAGAAGAGACUCUAAUAGGUAUCAUGACCAUGACAAAGACUCUAGAAAAUAUAACAGAGAAGAUUCUAAAAGGUCUGAUGAUAAAAGAAAAUACAAAUCAAGAUCUAGAUCAAGAUCACGAUCAAAGUCUCGAAGAAAUAAGUAUGAAGACCACAAAAAUUCACGCAGAUAUGACAGAAAACACAGGUCACGUUCUCAUUCUAAAUCACCAUCAGAAUCAUUGGAAGAAUUAUCAAAUGAACCAGAAAUUGGAAAGAUCUACAGUGGUAAAGUAGCUAAUAUAGUUGCAUUUGGUUGUUUUGUGCAAUUAGAAGGGCUGAGGCGUCGUUGUGAAGGUUUAGUACACAUUUCCCAAUUGAGAAGAGAAGGAAGAGUAGUUACUGUUAGUGAUGUUGUUACUCGUGGGCAAAAGGUCUUGGUCAAAAUUCUUACUAUCAAUGGAAACAAAAUUGCUCUAAGUAUGAAAGAUGUGGACCAGGAAAGUGGACGUGACUUGAAUCCAGUUUUAACAUCAAAUAAAGCUGAUGAGGAUGAACAAUACUUACGUAAUCCAGAUCGUCCAACAUCCCUUUUAGAUUUGCAAAAUAGUAUCAAAGAAGAUGACAUUCUUCCAACCAGAAAAAUGCCAAGAUUAUCAUCUCCAGAGAAAUGGGAAAUUAAGCAAAUGAUGGCAGCAUCUUGUAUUGACAAAAGUGAAUUACCUGACUUUGAUAUGGAAACUGGAAUACUUCCACGUGAAGAUGACGAAGAAGAAGAUGUAGAAAUUGAACUUGUUGAAGACGAACCUCCAUUUCUUCAAGGACAUGGAAGAGCUUUGGGUGAUUUAAGUCCUGUUAGAAUUGUCAAAAAUCCAGAUGGGUCGUUAGCUCAAGCAGCUAUGAUGCAAAGUGCUCUAGCUAAAGAAAGACGCGAACAAAAGAUGCUUCAAAGAGAACAAGAAGUCGAUUCUCAGCCUACAAAUUCAAAUAAAAAUUGGAUAGAUCCACUUCCUGACGUGGAAAGUCAAUCGGCAUCGGCUAAUAUGCGUGGGAUCGGCUUACAAAUGCAAGAUUUGCCAGAAUGGAAGAAGCAUGUUAUCGGCGGCAAGAAAAGUUCUUUCGGCAAAAAAACUAAUCUCAGCAUUGUGGAACAGCGACAGAGCUUGCCAAUAUAUAAAUUGAGAGACGACUUGAUGAAGGCUAUAAACGAUAAUCAAAUUUUGAUUGUAGUAGGCGAAACAGGUUCAGGCAAAACAACUCAAAUGACCCAGUACUUGGCACAAGAUGGAUAUACCGCUCGAGGAAAAAUCGGUUGUUCUCAGCCGAGGAGAGUGUCUGCAAUGAGCGUAGCAAACAGAGUCGCAGAAGAAUUUGGUUGUCGACUCGGGCAAGAAGUUGGAUACACCAUUCGUUUUGAGGAUUGUACUGGGCCAGAAACAAUAAUUAAAUACAUGACAGACGGUAUGUUGCUCAGAGAAUGUUUGAUGGAUUUAGAUCUAAAGUCGUAUUCUGUGAUUAUGCUCGAUGAAGCUCACGAGCGCACGAUACACACGGAUGUAUUAUUUGGUUUGCUGAAAAAGGCCGUGAAGAAAAGACCCGAUUUGAAACUUAUCGUCACCAGUGCCACUCUGGACGCUACUAAAUUUUCCGAGUAUUUCUUUGAAGCACCUAUAUUCACCAUUCCUGGACGUACCUUCGAGGUCGAGAUCAUGUACACCAAAGAGCCAGAAACCGAUUAUUUGGAUGCUUCUCUUAUCACAGUAAUGCAAAUACAUCUUCGUGAGCCUCCUGGAGAUAUAUUGCUGUUUUUAACGGGUCAAGAAGAGAUCGACACAGCGUGUGAAAUCCUUUACGAGCGUAUGAAAGUCCUAGGAAACGAGAUUCCAGAUCUCAUUAUUCUUCCCAUAUAUUCAGCUUUACCUUCGGAAAUGCAAACAAGAAUUUUCGAUCCAGCGCCGCCUGGAUCACGCAAAGUCGUCAUCGCAACAAACAUCGCCGAGACAAGUCUCACGAUCGAUGGUAUUUACUAUGUGGUCGAUCCGGGAUUUGUCAAGCAAAAGGUUUAUAACUCUAAAACGGGCAUGGACAGUCUUAUCGUUACUCCCAUCAGUCAGGCUGCAGCAAAACAGCGAAAAGGGCGAGCCGGAAGAACGGGACCUGGCAAGUGCUAUCGACUCUAUACCGAGCGAGCUUAUCAGGACGAAAUGUUGAAGUCGCCGGUGCCGGAAAUUCAACGAACCAAUUUAGCGACGACGGUGCUUCAAUUGAAAACGAUGGGUAUUAAUGACUUGUUGCACUUUGACUUCAUGGACGCACCACCUGUUGAAUCGCUCAUCAUGGCUCUGGAAACUUUGCACAGUCUCAGUGCCCUUGACGAUGAGGGUCUACUAACUCGUCUUGGUAGACGCAUGGCCGAGUUUCCACUUGAGCCCAAUCUCUCGAAAAUGCUCAUCAUGAGUGUACAUUUGCAGUGCUCUGAUGAGAUUCUGACUAUCGUCAGUAUGCUGUCCGUUCAGAAUGUAUUCUAUAGACCGAAAGAUAAGCAGGCACUUGCUGAUCAGAAAAAAGCUAAAUUCAAUCAGACUGAAGGUGAUCACUUGACGCUUCUCGCAGUUUAUAACUCGUGGAAGAAUAAUAAAUUCAGCAACGCCUGGUGUUACGAAAACUUCGUGCAGAUACGUACUCUCAAACGAGCUCAAGACGUGCGAAAGCAAUUGUUGGGUAUCAUGGACAGACACAAAUUAGACGUCGUAUCAGCUGCAAAAAAUACCGUUCGCAUUCAAAAGGCAAUCUGUUCUGGUUUCUUUAGAAAUGCAGCAAAGAAGGAUCCACAGGAAGGUUAUCGUACUUUGGUUGACAGUCAAGUUGUCUACAUUCAUCCAAGCAGCGCACUUUUCAACAGACAACCCGAGUGGGUCAUCUAUCAUGAAUUAGUUCAAACGACUAAAGAAUACAUGAGAGAAGUAACGACAAUUGAGCCAAAAUGGCUGGUUGAAUAUGCUCCGGCAUUCUUCAAGUUCAGCGAUCCCACCAAACUCAGCAAAUUCAAGAAAAAUCAACGUCUCGAGCCACUCUACAACAAAUAUGAAGAGCCGAAUGCAUGGCGAAUUUCUCGCGUUCGAAGGCGUCGAAAUUAAUAUGUGAUCCUUGUGCACAGACUUUUUGGUUGAAUAAAAUGAAAUUAUUUUUCGUGUACAUACGUAUGUAACACUUUUUGUUGAUGUAUGAAUUGGAUUUUCAUAUAGUAAAUGUCUUAAUUUGUCUUAAAAAUAUUUUUUAAAACACUAUUUAUUUUAUUAGUGUAUUCAUGGAUAUAUUUGUAAACACGAUUGAAUUGUUGUAAAUCAAAAUGUCGCACACAAAUGCAAAAAAAUUAAAAAUGACUAUGUAUCAGGUUGUCAACCUGUAUUUGUAAAUAUUAUAUAAAGAAAUAAUAAACUCACUUUAAGUUCAAUUUUCACUUUUCUUUGUUGUGAAUCCUUUGUCACUCCAAAAUCGUAAUG
Messenger RNA from Phymastichus coffea, 4575 nucleotides. It is a transcript of the gene pea, whose product is annotated as ATP-dependent RNA helicase DHX8. NCBI's taxonomy places the organism in Eukaryota, Metazoa, Arthropoda, Insecta, Hymenoptera, Eulophidae. The record is from RefSeq and is a predicted model, not a curated record. Gene Ontology annotation, biological process: mRNA splicing, via spliceosome; spliceosomal complex disassembly. The transcript has a single exon. Gene Ontology annotation, molecular function: RNA binding; RNA helicase activity; ATP binding. Gene Ontology annotation, cellular component: catalytic step 2 spliceosome; intracellular anatomical structure. Bases 523 to 4209 code for a protein of 1228 amino acids.